This is a messenger RNA of Trypanosoma cruzi, 5202 nucleotides long. Its product is annotated as protein kinase, putative. The coding region runs from base 1 to 5202 and encodes 1733 amino acids. Gene Ontology annotation, molecular function: ATP binding; protein kinase activity; protein binding. NCBI's taxonomy places the organism in Eukaryota, Euglenozoa, Kinetoplastea, Trypanosomatida, Trypanosomatidae. The record is from RefSeq and is a predicted model, not a curated record. The transcript has a single exon. Gene Ontology annotation, biological process: protein phosphorylation.
AUGCACGGCGUGCGUAGAGAGAUGACGGCAUCCACUUCGUUGAGUGUACUUCUUAGUGGUACGAUCGUUGUGCCAGGAUGGUUUUUUCUUGCCACGGCAGGUCUCUUUACGGCGGUGUUUCUGUUUAUGCCGUGGUCCACGAAUGCGGGGCAGUUCAUCUUUAUGUCGGCUUCGUUUUUAGUUGGGAUAUUGUCUGCGACGUUGUAUUGGUGGUCGUCCCGCAAGAAUUCUUUAUUGGUGGCGUUGCGUGAUGAGGCUACAGUGGAUCAGGCCAUUCUUCAAGACGGCGGCAGUGUUUUUUUAGAGAACCAUAGAAAUACUGGCAGCCCGUACCAACAACAGGGAAGGGGGCACCCACGACACGUGCAGUUAGUUUCUCGCGGUGCCAUUUCAAGCUGUUCAGCUGCUUCUUCGUGCUGGGUGUGGUGGCAUGAGGCUCUUCCGGCGAUGGAGUUGUGUAUUUUAGGCCUUCUUGUGAUCCUCUCCCCACACGUGAUGGCGACAAACGUGGGGAUUGCACAAAACAUUGUGUCACGUAAUGACGGCAGCUUCAAAGUAGUAAACAUAUACCCCGUGGUGAAUGUAUGGAAAGUGAACCUUCUACACUUUUGGUUUGUUUUUGCCUUUAACAUCCCCUUAGCCGCCGGAAUUACUGUUGGACUUGUUCACUUUGCGGUGCUGAUGGCGCACUUUAAAUCCCUGGAUCUUGGAACCAUAGUGGCCUCAUUGCUGUGGCUUCUGAUUUCCCUUAUAUGCAUCCCCGUCGUUGCCGUAAAACGAUUUCGGGAACGCUGUCGACGGCGAUGGAGCACAGGUCUGCUCUCUAUGAGUGGUGACAGUCCCAGCUCCAUCCCUCAUGCGUCCAGGGACGGGGUUUGUGAUGCAUCCAACAGGGUGGUAGCGUUGCCAUCUUCAACUCAUGCGGUGGGACACGAGGGGGACGGCGUAGGUGUCUUAUACGGCCGGGGAGUGCCGGUGUCUUCCUCCGAAGAACGCCCUCAUCUUUUUUUGUCGAUCCCCACAUCCCGAACGCAAGUUCCGUGGGGAACUCCCUCUAUCGGAAACGGUGCUCAGUUCAAUGAACCCCCUCGAUUAGAUGUGAUGCAGCAUGGGACAGACAGUAUGGCCCCAGCUGGGGAUCUUCGAGCAACGUAUCUUCUUCUUAGUUCAGGUGGAGGCGUCAUUCUUGGCGCAAGUGAGAGUUUUGCGGCUCAUGUCGGGCUAACGGUUAGAUAUCUUGUGGGUCAGAAGUUCAUGUCUGUUUUGAAGGAAUUAGAGGUGGGGAACGUGGCUGCAUUGAAAGAAACCAUCCAAAAGGUUGCUUUUCUUCAUGAUGAUAGCUUUAUUUUGGGAAAGGACGAAGAGGAGUGGGAUGAUCGAUAUUCGUGUAGUAGGAUUGGUGAUGGACGAUCUUCACAUACGGAACUGGGGACAAAUGCGGAUGCGUUUAUAGACUCUGACGGGGCGGAGUAUUCAACGGCAGGGGGCGAACAAACUUCUAUGCGCAUGGGUGAAGAUGCGACGGUGCGGCGUAUUUUGAUCCGAGGACGUCGUCCACGCCACCCAUCCUCAACAAUGGCUCCAUCAUUGAGUGAGAGGAAGGAACGCCCUGCGAAAAACGGCAUGGGCGGUGAUCAAAACGACCUUUUACCCGUGGAGCAUAUUCCAGGAGAAGCUGAAUAUUUUUCACUCUCGCUUGAUGUGUGGAAAGGAAGCCGAGACGAUUUCAAGAACUGCUUUCUCGUUCUUUGCCAGCCGCGUCUCCACUGUGUGCUGGACUGGAUGCCAUGGCCGUGUCUUUUAGUGCAUCCUGUGACAGGCUGCGUGCUGCACUGGAGUCGUGAGGCGGAGCGGCAAACAGGGCGACUGGCGUACGACGUGGUGGGAUUGCCGGCUCACGCGAGCCCCAUUCCAAACUUCUCGGGGCUGGUGAGUAGCUGCUGCGAUAUAAAGGAGGCUGGCGUAGGGGAGGUGGAACACGAGGGAAGACGAGGGACGCGGUUGGAGCCACCCAUUCCGGCGAUUCUUCACAUACCGUCCAGUCCAUCGCUCUCUUUGUCUGUGACAUUUAAACCGCUUACUGGGGACUUUGUUGAAGACGAGGGUGCGGCCUUGGAAGGCAGUGUGACCGGUCUUGCGAGGCCCUUGCAGCGUUCACCGUGGAAAGGGGAGAGACGUAACGCCUCUGAUAGUUGCCGGGCGUUAAGCUCUUCACUUGACUCCAGGGGUUUUUGUCGCGGGUCUCGUAAGGGCGAAGUGGCUGCAAACACAGCGUCAUUUCUGUCUCAAUGCAUACCUGAAAGUCUGCUCAAAAAUUGUGGCGACCCUGCCAAGGAGAGAGUCGGGUGUUGCUCUUCUGCGUUGGCGAGUAUGCAAGAAAGCGUCUCUGCAUGGGUCUUGGCGGGGGUGCCUCUGCUGUUUGUGAUACACGACGAAGUAUGCAUGCCUUUUGACAGUGCCACUGUGGGGCCGUGUGUAAAGCCAGAGAAUGACUUCAUACACGCCCCUGGUGGGGUUCUGUCUGAGCGUCGUGCAGCGUUGGAUGAACCACCACGCCCCGAUCCGAGGGAGAUGUUGCCCGCCUCUUCUGCAGUGCAGAAGGGUACAAAUGGUACCGACGGGACGAUUGCACCGCUGCACGGAGCCGACCGGGAAAUGGACCGACAGCCACACGAGACACCGUCGUUUCCAGAAGGACGAGAGACAAUAAAUGCGGUGGAGAAAGCAGAAACUGAGGGCGAACAACAAAACGUCUGCAAUAGUACCAUGAAUAUUAUUGGUAAUAAUGGCAACAGUCCCGGUGCAGAGGCCGCGGUGUCAGACGGGUUCUUGAAACAACCGCAGUUUUCCACACGCGCUGCUGUUGGACUCACACCGACCCCACUGUCGCUGCAGACGUCUAUUUACAAUAGCCAACGACAUUCGCCUUUCCAUGUCAAUAUGGGAAAAGUGAAUGUCACGGAAACUGAUUUUCCCGGCACGCACAGGGCCAGUAAUGGUGAGCACCAUGACACUCGUGGCAAUAGCAGCAAGCGCCGUGGGCAAAACGAUAGGGGGAGUAGGGGUCACCCACCACACACGCCGUUGAAUAGUCGGGAUACUAAGAACUUGAAAGCCGUGAUGGUGACACCGCUUGUCAGCCCACCGCCACAAGAAUGCCCGUCGAGCAGAAGCAUGAACGGUGUAGAUGCCCACGGCGAGAUUGCACUGUCAAAGGAUCAGGCGGAAUUGAAUCACCAACAGCAUCCCGAGCAGCUGUCAUAUCAACAGCAGAAGCAGCAGCAGCAGCAGCAAUCGUUGCAUCCACAGCCGCCCUUGACUAACUUCCCACCAGUUUCUUCCGCACCAGAGUCAACUGUACAGAGCGAUUUCAUUGCCUCCAUGGUUUCCAACGUGAAUGCCGCUGGUGAGGAAACACCGAUAUGGGCGAUGCUAAGAAGUAGUGACGAGACAACGAUUCCCUCCUGUUUUAUCCGUGUUCCUCCUGGAGAGGGGUUCCUCUUUGGCCGCAGUAGCAAGUGCCAUGCCACGACUUCGGAUGGCUUCGUCAGCAGCAUCCAAUUCAAAAUUGUACGACAACUACACUCGGAGGUUUUGUCGAUGCAGCCCACCAAUCAGCAGGAUAUAAAGAAGCAAAGUCUCUGCCUGAAUCACCUGCGCAACUCGACUCCUACCAGCCCACACAGUUGUCAUGCCCCGAUGGGAAACUGGGUGGUCACACUGUACGAUCAAAGUGUCAAUGGCACAUAUGUCAAUGUUAAGAAGGUGAGUAAAGGAAAGCAUUCUAUUUUGCGUGAUCAUGAUCUAAUUACGUUUAGAUUGAGCUCCUCCAGAUUCUUCUUGGGAUUUCAGUUUCUGCUGACGGACGAACGGGGGGUGCCACUCUCGGAGACUGCUGCUGCUGCUGUGCCGAUGGCGGUCUCCAGUGUGAGCUCAUCAGGGAUGCCAAGACGAGGGACGCUGCACCGUCGGCAUCCAACCUCUUCUGAAAGCGGGAGUUUGAUCGCGGUGAGCAGCAGCCAAUUGGGCGGGGUGUCGCACAGCAACAACGGCGGUGGUAGUGGCUGGCGUCUCGCGACUUCGACGAGAAGCCGAAGUGGCAGGCCGGGUGGCACAACAACACCGCAUCGUGAGACGAUUGAAUGGAAAAUUGGCGAGGAGAUGCUUGGUAAAGGGGGCAACGCGGAGGUCUUCCUUGGCAUCAACUUGACGAACGGAAAACUCAUAGCCGUGAAGAGAGUCCUACUGCCUACGGUCGCCCACGACGACCCAGACCACAAGGAUGUGCUCCAGCAGUACAGAAGUCUGCAGGAGGAGAUCAAGGUUCUCUCCCGGGCCGUGCACCCGAACAUUGUGCAGUACCUUGGAUCGUCUCAGAACCAAAAAUAUUUUAACAUUCUUCUUGAGUUUGUGCCUGGCGGCUCAUUGCGUCAUUUGCUUGACAACUUUGGGGCUCUUAGCCCAGGUGUGAUCUGUUCCUACUUGAGGCAAACACUGGAGGGUCUGCGCUACCUGCAUCAGCGCAACAUUGUACACUCCGACGUGAAGGCGGCCAAUAUACUCAUCACGGACAAGGGUCGUGUGAAGCUGUCAGACUUUGGCACCGCCAAGCUGCUCAACAGACAGCACAGUCAGUCCCUAGAUCGUGCCGGUAGGGCAGAGGCUGCAAACGGCAAUGACGCCACGACGUAUCGACUUGCGGGCACGCUACGGUGGAUGGCGCCAGAGUUACUCCGCGGCGAUGUUGGUCCCACGAAGGCGAGUGAUAUGUGGUCGGUUGGCUGCGCAUUAAUUGAGAUGCUUUCAACGGAGGCCCCAUGGAGUGAAUACGAAUUUGAAAGUGAGGAGCAGAUUAUGAAUUUACUCCGGUACACAACGGAGACCCCGGAGGUGCCGGAGUGCGCUGAGCUUCCCGAGUUAACGGCCAUCGCGAAGCGUUGUCUGACAAUCGACCCGGCCAGUCGUCCAACAUGCGAGGAGCUUUUGCAGUUGGUGGUGGAGGCGGAGGAACGGUGCCAGGAGCUUCAGUUGAUAUCCCCAUCGCCACGUGAUUUGUCUCCUUCUGCAGAAGCCAACGCUGCUCCAACGGACGCUGUUACUGGUGAUGCGUCCGUGAGGCGGAAUAGCAAGCGAAAGGGGAGGCCGUCGCCACGGCAUCGCGAUCCGCAGGAGGCGACAGAUGUGUGCGCCGCGACGAGUUAG